AUGUCAUUGAAAGUUCUUGAUGAUAAUGACAAUAAACCUGUGUUCUUAAAUGCAACAUUUCAUUUUUAUGUACGAGAAAAUAUCAUUGUGGAUUCAAUUGUUGGUAAUUUAUCAGCUUCUGAUGCGGACACUGAAAACAAUUCGAAAUUCACAUUUUCAAUGAUUUAUCCUAUUCCAUCAGUACAAGAGACUUUUCAUUUAGAUGCAAAAACUGGUUCCAUACGUAUUCUUUCUUCAUUGGAUAGAGAAUGCUGUGAUUACUAUAAGUUUGCUGUUUUAGUACAAGAUGAUGGUAAACAACUUUUCUAUUCAUCAGCCAUGGUUGAAAUCUCAAUUUUAGAUGUAAAUGAUAACCCUCCUGUUUUUUAUCCAAAAGAUUAUUAUGUCAAUGUACUUCAUGGUCAGUUAGACAUAUUUUCUCUUAAUGUGACAGCUACAGAUAUUGAUGAUAAUGACGUUGUUUCCUACAUGAUAAAUGGCACAGCUCAUGAUGUUCUACAAAUAAAUGAAACUACUGGUUUUAUAACUUUUAAAGAAACAAAAAAAUUGAAGAAUGUUGAUAUGUUUAAGCUACGUGUUGUUGCUAAAGAUAAAACUAAUCACGUGACUGCUCCAUCUCUGGUAUAUAUCACUAUUAUACUGUCUGAUGAUGAUCUACCUGUCUUUGAAAGGGAUUUGUAUUACUUUACAGUCGAGGAAAAUGUUCAACAUGAAACUUACAUUGGGAGCAUCAAUGCAGCAACUAAAUCAACUACACAGAUUUUUUAUACUGUGUAUAAAGGCGACCCAAAUGGUGUGUUCUCUAUUGAUAAUAAUGGUGUAUUAACAACAUCCAAUAAUCUGGAUUUUGAGAAACAAAAGAUCUACACUUUACAUGUUAUGGCUAAAACAACAGGUCGCCGAAUCUUACUUGGUUGGACGUCUGUGAUUAUUUCAAUAGAUGACAUUAAUGAUAAUUCACCUGUGUUUGAUCAUCCUGAAGAUAUAAUUGUUGUUAAAAGAAAUUCACCCAUUGGUUCGAUUGUUGUAAAUAUACGUGCAACUGAUCAAGAUUCUUUUAGUGGAGGUCUUGUCAGGUAUAAAACAAAACCAUCGUUUGGUCAAAGAUAUUUCAGUAUAAAUGACAAUGGAGAUGUUAAGGUGAUUAGAAAUCUAUCAUCGAUAUCGUAUAACGCUGUCAAUUUAUACAUUGUUGCGUCUGAUCUUGGACAUCCACAACUUUCUUCUUUAUUUAAUUUAACUUUGUACAUUUCAAAGCACAAUAACCAGUCACCAUUUAUUCAUAAAAACUUUGAUGCAAUUCCUGUUUUGAAAAAUACACCUGUCAAUAAAGUAUUUUUCAAUUUUACUUCAUCUCAUCAAAACAAGGAAUAUUUUUACAUACUUGACGCCAAUAUCGGAACAGAUUACUUUGGUAUAUUCCCAGAAGGAGGUCUAUACUUAUGGCAGUCAUUAAUAAACUCAAACCGAUCAAAAUUUUCAUUGACAAUUGGUGCAGCUGACUUACAGAAAUCUGAUCUUAACACGACAUCCGUUGUUGAUAUAGUAAUUGUCAAUUUACAAAAUGAGCUUGGUGUUUUUCCAAAACCCAUCUAUCACUUUUACGUCGAUGAAAAUAAGCCAAUUGGAACAGAAGUUGGAAAGUUGAACUUUGCUAACAUGUUGACUAAUAUGAAAAUAAGCUUGCUAAAAAAUUCUGCUUAUUUUGCAUUGGACGAAGCGAACAAUGAUAUAUUAAUAACAAAGAAGAUCUUUGAUCUUGAAGAUGUAAAGUUGACAACUGGUACUUCCAGCUACAUACUUUAUGUCCAAGUCUCGUACAAGAACGGUUUUGAAAUCAACAUUAUGGAUCUGGCGAAAAUUGAAGUAGAAAUAGGUGAUGAAAAUGAUAAUGUGCCGGAAUUUAGUGAAAGGAAUUAUAUCGUAAGUAUUGAAGAAAAUUUUACAGUUGGUAAAACCAUAUUGCAUUUGAGUGCUUAUGACGCGGAUUUAAACGAAAAUGCGCUCUCUAAUUUCACCAUAGUUAAGUCAUCUAAUAUAGGUGUUAUAGUUUUAAAGAAUCAUGGCAAGUUGGUUCUUAAUUCAUCGUUGGAGGAUAGAAAUAUUUUUUCUAUUAACAUGCUGGUUGAAGUUACAAAUAUUGCAAAACCUUAUUACAACUCCACUUGUUUUGUGCACGUGAUUGUACUUGAUGCCAAUAACAACAAACCAAAAUUUGAAAAGUCGAUCAUUGGGAGAAGUUUGGCCGAAAGCGUUCUCGUUGGUGAAGUGGUUUACAAAGCAAAUGCCAGUGAUAACGAUAAAGGAAGAAAUAGACAGUUGGCGUAUUCAAUCACUGCUGGAAAUAGGAACCGAUUCUUCAAAAUGAAUCAUAUCUCGGGAGAAGUAUUUCUAGUUAGAGAACUCGAUUUCGAGACCAUUACAAGUUACGUUUUGAAUAUUUCUGUCAGAGAUAGCGGAAUUGUACCUUUAUACGCCAUUCAAACUCUUAUAAUUAAUGUCACGGAUGUAAACGACAACGCUCCACGAUUUACGUCUUGUUCUUCUACUGUAGAAGUUAAAGAAGAUCGUUCCGUUGGUUCUCAAAUUAUGGAGUGCCUUGCUACUGACGACGAUUCUAAAGAAAACGGUGACGUACAUUACUCCAUUGCAAGAGCAAAACCCAAUGGAAAUUAUUUCCACAUAAAUGAAAAUGGAAUCGUUUACCUUGAUAAACCUUUGAAUAGAGAAGAAGAUUCUGUUCAUUUUAUUGAGAUUAAAAUCGAAGAUGUUGCUCUAUCAAAAAAGUCCCGACUGUUCAAUGCAAAGACAAUAACAGUAAAAGUAAAAGAUGUCGAUGAUAACUCUCCAAGAUUAACAUCUUCACCUUCAAUGUAUUUCCUUAAAUCAGCUACAAAAGAUAGUUAUAUUACGUCAUUAACUGCUUGGGAUCCUGACUUGCCAUUAAACAAAACAUUCUCAUUUAGUCAACGAUCUGGAAAAGAUUCUAAGUACUUCAAUAUCAGCGAGAAUGGACACGUUUCUUUUGCUAAAUCACCAUCACAAAAAGUUUUAUAUACGACAACAUUAGCUGUGUCAGAUUCUGGACGCGGGAAACGAAAAACAGAGGAAGAAUUUUCAGCAUUUUUAUACAAAGAAGGUGGUUUGGCUUUCUCGAAGAAACAGUACGAGGGUUAUGUUUUUGAAAAUGAAAAACCUGGUGCUUAUAUCUUAAACAUUCGUGCAGACACAUUAGACAAAUCAGAUGGUGAUAUACGAUAUUUCCUAACUAAUGACUCUAGUCUUGGAUCGUUUUCAUUGAAUUAUACAACUGGCGCGAUUUCGGUCAAAUACGACUUAGACAGAGAGGGUAAAUAUGGCGAGCACGUGAAGCUCGUAGUGUUUGCUGUUGAUCUAAAGAGCAACACUCCCAAAUCAACAUCGAGCAUGGUUGAAAUUACAAUACUUGAUAUUAAUGAUAAUAUUCCAACGUUUGCUGAGUUUUGUUAUUCAUUGCAUAUUUUUGAAAAUACGACUGUUGGUAGUAAGAUCUUAACAAUGAAAGCUGAAGACGCAGAUAAAGGUGAAAACGGUACUGUUGUUUACAGUAUUGCAAAGGAUGAGAAUCGUGUUUUCGAUAUCAUUGAAAGUAGUGGUGAAAUAUUUGUUCGUGCUAUCGUUGAUCGUGAAGUGCAAGCAGUUUAUACUUUAAAUGUAACUGCCUCUGAUAAAGGAAAUAGUUUGAGCUCAUCAACGACUCUCAAGAUCAUCAUAAAAGAUAUAAACGAUAACGCACCGAAAUUUGAUAGAAAAAACUAUUCAUUUACCAUUGAAGAAAACUCUUUUGUUGGUCUUAAAAUUGGUAAAAUUCACGCUAUCGACCCAGAUUCUGGAAAAAAUGGUCAAGUAACAUACAGUUUAACAGGGGAUGAUGCACGCUUUUUUAUGAUAAAUUCUGAAACUGGAACGCUACGUGCUAAUUAUUUGUUUGAUCGUGAAAAGAAUGAUUUUUAUUUAUUUGAAGCUAAAGCAAGUGAUUAUGGUAGCCCAUCAUCGUUGUCUUCAUCGGUAUUUGUUUAUGUCAGUGUACUGGAUGUGAAUGAUAACAAUCCGAUAAUUGGUCUUCAUCCACCAUUUUUCGUUUCAGUUCCAGAGAAUUCUCAUGGAGAUAUUUCCUUGUUGACUUUAUCAGCAAAAGAUAAUGACGUUGGUGUUAAUGCAACUCUUUCAUUUUCCAUAACUUCUGGCAAUAUAAAUGAUGUAUUUCGUAUUUCAAAUUCUGGAACGUUGUUCACAGUAAAUAGUUUGGAUCGAGAAAGCAUUUCUCAUUAUAAACUUGAAGUCACUGUGUCUGAUUCCUGUAGAUGCUCUUUACGGCGUUCAACGACUGCUCUUAUUUUUGUGAAUGUUACAGACGUGAACGACCAUAUGCCAAAUUUUAUUUCUGAAAAUGUGAUCCAUGUCAAAGAAGAUCAAGAUGUUGGAAAACCAUUUGGAUUUGUUGUAGCUGUAGAUAAAGACAUUGGUCAAAAUGGUAAAAUAUCAUACAAGUUGCAGGGACAUCACGCUAUAAAUUUCUUUCUCGUUGAUCCAAAUUCUGGUGCACUGAUGUUGAAAACUAGAGUUGAUCGAGAAAACUUGAUUUCAGAAAUUAUUAAUGUGACAGUUGAAGCUAAGGAUCAUGGCAAUCCCAGUAAACACAAUCAUCAGUACAUAACAGUCAUCGUGGAUGAUGUCAACGAUAAUUCACCAAUGUUUAUGCCUCAUUUAAAUCAUCUAAAUCUUUAUGAAAAUUUAUCUAUUGGUUCCGAGCUUUUACGUUUUUCUGCAAUUGACAUCGACCAAAGUCUUAACGGGAAAAUAAAUUUUGCAAUAACCACGGGAAAUGUCAAUAAUACGUUCUCGAUUCAUCCUGUUGAUGGUUUGAUAAUCUUGACAAAGCCACUUGAUCAUGAAAAUUUGCGGUCGUAUAACCUUUUUGUAACAGCGUAUGAUUUAGGUUCACCUCGCAGGGAAAAUGUAACAACUGUUCGUAUUUCAGUUUUGGAUGUUAAUGACAAUGCUCCUCAAUUCAAAGUUUCUCACUCACAAAUAUAUGUAAAAGAAAACAUAAACUAUGCAAAGAAUAUUGCUAAAUUCUUUGCUUUUGACCUGGAUGCUGGCCAAAAUGGUGCUGUUGUUUACAGUAUUCUUCAUUCACAUAGAACUCGGUUUCUUCAAAUAAAUGUUUUGACAGGAUAUUUAUCGUCCAUUGCUCCUCUCGACAGAGAAUCUUGUUCAAGUUAUUCUGUUGUAAUUGAGGCAAGAGAUAAAGGUUCACCAUCUUUAUACACCGUGUUAAAGGUUACUAUUGUUGUCGUUGAUGAAAACGAUAAUAGUCCUGUAUUUGUUAACCCAUUUCUUCAACCUAGCAUCGUUGAAGGCUCUAUUUUAGGUACGCAGCUUUGUGUGAUGAAUGCUACUGAUUCUGACGCAGGAAUUAAUGCAAAAAUUCAAUAUGAAUUGGUGAAUGACUUGGGUUGGUUCAAAAUCGACUCAGACUCAGGGAAGAUUUUUAGCAUUGCCAAUUUAGAUCGUGAAAUUCAUGGGGAUAGCUUCAAGUUAACCGUAAAAGCUUUCGAUCAAGGAAAUCCAUCUCGGAUAACAACAGUCAAAAUUACUGGUCUUAUUGAGGAUAUUGAUGAUAAUAAAGCUGUUUUCCGUCCUAAAUUAUAUUCUGCUCACAUUCCUCUUGGUGCAAAACGUGGAAGAUUGAUAGAAGUUGUAUCAGCAUUUGAUGAAGAUGAAGGUGUCAACGGAAAAGUGACUUACCAUCUAAAAAAUGAUUUGAAUGACUUUCAUAUCGGAACAUAUACUGGCUAUCUUUUUACAAAGACCAAAAUAACCUCGAUUCGUAAUUAUAUUUUAAAUAUUGAAGCUCGAAAUUUCAAAUCGAACGCACUCCAAGACAUGACUACUGUGUUCAUAACUGUUACCAAAGAAGAUUUUCCUAUAUUUUACAUGACCUCUACUUCAUAUAAUAUUUCUGAAACGGCUCAGGUUGGUGAUUUUAUCGUCAAUGUGAAGUCAUCAAAUAACACUUCACUGUGCGUAGCUAGUGGCGACCCUGAACACCAUUUCUCUCUUGGCAUUUUUUCUAAAAACUUGGUACUUCUCAAAAAACUGAAUUAUGAAAGGCAGCACAACUAUAGUCUGUGGAUAAAAGCCAGUCUAAAUACAAUCUACUCAACUUAUAUAAACAUUAACAUAUUUGUUAUCGAUAGUAACGACAAUGCUCCAUUGUUUGAAAAAUCUUACUACCAUAUAUCAAUGGAUGAAACAAAUUCAACCAAUGUCUCAGUUGCAUGCAUUUCUGCUGAAGACGUGGAUUCUGGUUUAUUUGGUUUGAUUAAGUACAAAAUUCAAUCUGAUACAGCAACAAAAUCGUUUCAUAUAAACAAAACAACUGGUUGUAUAUACACCUCUCGUAGCAUUGAUCGAGAAAAAAAUAUUUCCUUUGAGAUUACAGUAGAAGCUGAAGAUCAUGGUUGGCCUGCUAAAAAAAGUACAGUGGUAGUUUAUGUAGAUAUACUUGAUGUCAAUGAUAAUCCACCAAAAUUUGAGAAACUUUUACCUGUUGUGGUUUGUGAAGAUGCGAUACCGUCAUUGUAUAUUACGACAGUUUAUGCUGAUGAUAAAGAUGCAACUUCGAGUCUUUUUUAUUCUUUGGAUUCUUUCACCAAUGCUGGCAAUGCUUUCAGAAUCAAUUCAUUGACUGGUGAUAUAUUUCUCAACAAGAAUCUUGACAGAGAACUGAUUGCAAAGUAUAAACUUAUCAUAUUGGUAAGUGAUGGACAGUUUACAGAUAACACAACAUUGACCGUUAUAGUUUCUGAUGUUGAUGACAAUCCUCCUAACUUUCUUCGCUCAACUUAUUUUGUUGAAUUCUUGGAAUUGCAGCCUUUGGGAAGCGUUGUAAUGAAAUUGAACGUCUCUGAUAAAGAUAUCGGUGAGAACACCGACGUCGUUUAUUGCUUAGAAGACAAUAAGGCUAGCUCUUUGUUUCGUAUAAAUUCACAUGGAAUCAUUACUGUUGCCUCUCAGCUUACAUUUAUCUCGUAUAAAAACGACGUUACAUCUAAUUACUACAAUCUGACUGCACAUGCGCGAAAUCCAAAUCAUCCAUUGAAAAUUGCAACAGCUAACGUAACAAUUAAACUUGUUGAUGUGAAUGAUCAUAGACCAAUAUUCGAGCAUUUUCAAUAUCAUACGUUGGCUGAAACAGUAUCGAGAUAUGGUUAUGUCGUCAUUACAGUUAAAGCAAAUGAUUAUCUUGAUCUCGGCCGUAAUACUGAGAUUUUGUAUGAUGUUGUUGGUGGUAACGGAACGAGUAUGUUUUCUGUUGAAUCUCAUUCAGGAAAAGUAAUAGUGACUGGUGAUUUGCGCGAUAAAAAUGACAUGAUAUAUGUUAUUGAAGUUCAAGCAAAAGAUCGUGGUAUUCCCAUUCAAUAUUCAACAAUAAACGCAACAGUUUUCAUCAUAGUUACCUCACCAAAUCUUCACAGUCCUAAAUUUUCUCAAGAUGAAUACACUGUUACUUUGGCAGAAAAUUAUGUUCGUGGAAAAGAGUUUCUUUAUGUGUCGGCCAUGGAUGAUGAUAGAGGUAGGAAUGGAGUGGUAAAAUACAGAAUACUACCGGGAAUGCAAGCUGAGUAUUUUAUUAUAGACUCAUAUUAUGGCUCCAUUUCUGUUGGGAGUGUUGAACUGGAUUACGAGUUUUUAAAAAUGUAUGUGUUUGACAUUGAAGCCAUUGAUUCAGCCGAGAAACCGUUGAGAGACAGAGCAAUUGUUAAAGUAAAUGUGGUCGAUUUUAACGAUAACGCUCCUCAGUUUGAAAAGUCGUUUUAUGAGGUAGUAAUUGUUGAAAAUAAUCUUCCAAAUUCUGAAAUCACUGUAAUAUCUGCAACUGAUAAAGAUAGCGUCGACAAUAUCAUAACUUACAGCUUACUUGGUGAACAGGGGAACUUUUUCAGCAUUGACCCACGCUCAGGGAAAAUUGUCUCUCGAGUUUCAUUUGAUUACGAAAAACAAACGACAUAUAAUCUAACUGUUCUUGCAAAGGACAGUGGAAAAAUGCAAAAGACGUCUGGUUGUCCACUAUUUGUAAAGAUAAGUGGUGCUAAUGAAUUUGUACCUGAACUUAAAAAGAGAAAUUAUCACUUUUCUGUUUAUGAAAAUGUGUCUGUUGGAAACAUUAUUGGUAAAGUUAGUGCUACAGACCAAGAUAAAGGACAAGAUGGCUUUAUCGAAUAUAGACUCGUUAGUCCAUCAAUUUCUUGUUACAAUAACUUUGCCAUUAAUGCAAAAACUGGGGAGAUUUACUUGUGUGGCAGUCUGAAUUACGAACAAGUUGAUUUUGUCCACCUCAUCGUCCUUGUUUACAAUCCUCUCGAAACAAUACUUACUGCAGACAACACAAAUAAAGCCACCGUAAUCAUUUACGUGAAAGACGACGAUGAUCCUCCAAAAUUUGUAAACGACUUUGCCGUGGUGUCAGUAAAAGAAAAUAUUCCAGUUGGUAGCAUUCUUGCCAACUUUACUGCCACAGAUUACGAUAGAAACCCUACAUUCCAUUUUCCUAUUGAAUAUAGCAUCACUAAUGGUAACACGAACAAAUCCUUUGUAUUCGAUACGUUAGGAGAAACGAUCUUCAUAAAAACAGCCAAGACACUCGAUCGUGAAGUGAUCGACUUAUAUAAUCUCACAAUAAUGGCUGUCUCUACCGGCAAUCCAAGUUUGCAAGACUACGCCUACCUUGUGAUCUAUGUAACAGAUAUCAAUGAUAAUUCUCCAUAUCUUCUUCCAAAUAUCUGUCCCGGACAUAUUAAGGAAAACCUUUCUCCAGGGUCCUUAGUCUUACGUUUCGAAGCUGCUGAUGAAGAUAUUGAUCCAAACAAAAAUCCCUAUACGUUUAAUAUCAUCAAUUUAAAGGAUGUGCCAUUUACAGUCGAUAAAUAUUCUUCAACACUUCUUACGACUAGAAAAUUGGACAGAGAGAUUGUCUCUGUUUAUACAUUACAAAUUGAAAUUACAGAUAGUGGUUUUCCCAAACGGUCUUCUGUUGUUUCAUGUAAAGUCAUUGUUGACGAUGUAAACGAUAAUAUGCCCCUUGCUGAUACUCUAAAUAUGAAAGUGAAUGUUCCAGCAAAUGGAUUUAUUGAUGGAGUCCUUGGAGAUGUGAGUCCACUGGACAUGGACGAGAUUAAAGUUUAUACAUGUACAAUUCAAGGUCAAUAUAAGGAUAUCUUUGACUUCCAACCCAACUCCUGUAUACUUAAGAUGAAACAAAGCACGACAAACCCUUAUGUUAUCGAUGUUUACGCAAGAGAUGAUCUAUACCAAGUCUCUUACUCUAUUAAUAUCUCAUUCAACGUUGUCUCAAACACAACCGUAAGAAAUAGUGUUCUUUUACGCCUUUCUGGACUCUCACCUCUUGAGCAUAUUGUUCAUUUGAUGAGUCGCUUACCCUGCGCUGUUGGUUAUAAAAAAGAGAUUUACAGCAUACAGAUGUCAAAUUCAACUACGACAGAUGUUCUUAUAGCUGCUUUAUCUGAAAAUGAUGUUUACAUAUGUCCUCAAAACCUUUCUACCCUUUUAAAAAGCUGCAAGAUGUUUUUGCUACAUGAUCUUGGUGUAACCGUCAUAGAUACAGAUUAUAAUUUGUGUAUUUUGUCCAGUCCUUGCGCUCGCGGGGAAUGUAAACGAAAAAUAACAAUAUCACAUAAAAAUCGUACUCAUUUAUAUUCUGGUUCCGAAAUAUUCCUAUCUAUUCCUCAUAAAGUUACAUACAGUUGUAUUUGCCAGCCUGGCUUCUUUGGUGAAUUUUGUCAAUACUCGAAUAAAAUAUGUGAAGGAAUUUACUGUAACGCUGGUCGCUGUGUUCCAACCGAAAAUAGUUACAGAUGCCAAUGUCCUCUCAAUCAUACAGGGAUCUAUUGUGAAACACCUGUAGAUCUGUGUGAUCCUAAUCCAUGCAGUGAUUUCUCGCAAUGCUUUAGAACAUCGAAGGGAGCAACAUGUCAGUGUGAUUUUGGAGCCACGGGAGAAAGAUGUGAAGUUUCAAGCAUUGGUUUUCCCGAUUUGUCGUACAUAAUUUUAAAUAGCCUGUUAUUCGAUAACGAUGGAAGAAGCACAAACAUCUCACUUCAAUUUGCCACCAUGGAGAAAAAUGCAUUGAUCGCUUACAAUAAUGAUGGUGAUCGUUUUAUCUCACUAGAAAUAGCCAAUGGCUUUCUUCGAUAUUCAUUCAAUCUUGGAGAAGGUACUUUAAGCAUUUCUUCAAAUCACGAUGUUUCUGAUGGUUUCUGGCAUACUCUUACAGCGACUAGGCAUAACAAUAUUGGACACUUGCAACUUGAUGAUAAUGUAUAUUCUUCUCGUGGUAACUAUGGCAACAGUAACCUGACUUUUGGCAAUGGAUCUUUUUAUAUUGGUGGAGUUCCUUCAUUGGAUGUCAUAUCCACCAAUCACGUAUCUUCGUUUGAUUUUCUCGGUUGCAUGCGUGGUAUUUUUAUAAAUGGCGUCAUGGUUGAUGCUAAUAUCGUGGCAUCAAAAUAUCGUGUGAUGAACCGCUGUCCUAGAGUAUCGUCUGGUUGUAUGAAAGGUUUCUGUCACCAUGAAAGCACCUGUAUUGAUAAAUGGUUUGAUACUCUUUGUCGUUGUACCAAUGUCAAUUAUUAUGGUGUUAAAUGUGACCAAGAAACGAAACCCUAUUCGUUAUCAAGCGGGGCUUUACUACGUUUUAAGUUUGAUGAAAGCUAUCUUCGUAAGCGUAAAUUUACGGAAAUGAUGGUAAAAAAUCGCAGACGAAGAAAUGUUGGUGACUGUGAUGUGUUAUCGAUGAGUCUAAGUAAAGGCGAUGGUUUGUUUUGGCAAGCUGAAGAUGAAUAUGGAAAUUUCACCCAAUUACAGAUCAAUGAUGGGAUCGUUUCUUUAUCAACUGGGAACGUUUUUGGAAAAGAAGAUCGCUUAGUUUUAUCCAAGAAAUAUGUAAAUAACGGUCAUUGGUUCGAUGUGUCUUUAACUCAAGAUCUUUCUGCAAGCACUCUUAAGUUACGAGUUAACGAUACUGAGACUGCUACAAAGAUUACCUCGCCUUUAGUAUUUUUUAACGGAGUAUGGUUAUUUGGAACCCUAGUGAAUUCUGAUUUUCCCAAGAAAAAGUUUAAGGGAUGUCUUUCAAAGAUCAAAAUUAAUGGAGAAGUCAUAUCUUUAAAUGUCACCAAUCAAUACGGUUUACUAACGGUUGAACGAGGCUCUUUGACCAGCGGCUGUCUUCCUCCAAAUCCUUGCGCUUCCAAUCCAUGCCCUGGAAAGGUUUGCGUUGCAAUGUGGCAGGCGUAUGAAUGCAUAGCUCCUGGCAAAAGAAGUGAUGAUUUAGGUAUUGGAGCGAUUGCAGGAAUUGUUUUUGCGUUUGUAUUAAUGUUUGUAAUCAUUGUGGUCGUCGUUGCUGUGAAGAAAAAGAAGAGUACGAAUGAAUUUGCCGAUAAGAUAUCUAAUAAAACAAAAUCUGGCAUAGAGAAGAAAGGUUCACUUAGCUCAAGAAGCUCAGAAUCCAUGAAUUCUCGUCAAUUUUCUCCAUCUCGACAUAGUUUGAGUGAUAGUGGUGUUGAUGUACGAAACCAAAAUAAACCUUCACCACAUGUAGUCUUUGACAAAAAUAAUCCAUUGAUUAAAAAUCCUGUCAUUGCUCUUGGUCUCCUGACGAAUAUAUGAUAGUUGCAUCACAACACGAUAGCGUUUCUGAUGACAGAGAGAAUAGAUUCACAGACUCCGAAAGUGAGACGAUGACUGCCGUAAAACUAACAUCAAAUCUUACUAUCUCGUCCUUACCAGUUCACGUAAAGCAAGAAGAGAGAACUGCACAAUCUAAUCCUACUCACAAAUCGCCAUUGAAUUUCAAGAAAAAAGUACCAUUUUUAAUAAAUCGUGGAUUUUUGAAAGACCCAUAUGUAACUUCGCUUUCAACGUCUAUUUCUGAUGAACCAGAAAGCAUAGAAAUGCAAAAAAUUGCGAAUAUUGAAAAUGCUGAACAGUAUAGUAUUGGAAACGCGAGUUUUACGACUUAUAGUGAUCUCAAUGAUUCUUGUUAUAAUGUAUCGAGAUUUUCAGAUGACCGUUUUCGUUACAAACCAUCUUUACAAAGAUUUUCCGAAUCAGAUGAUUCAAUGGAUGAUAGAGAGAUGAAAGAGACGUUUGAAGUUCUCGAUUCCCAAUGCCGCAGUGACAGUUCUGAUGGUGAAUUUACUGCCAGUGAAUGUGAAUAUGGAGCAAAACAAUCAGAUGAACUUUCUUGUACUUUAACUCCACUUUCAAUGAGACGUUAUGAAGAAGUUUCAUGUGAAAAAGCACUAAGAGAAUAUCAAGCAGAUUAUUGUGAUUCUUUCCCUGAUUAUGACAAUGAAAUAGAUUUGGAUGAAGAAUCAUUGACUUCAAUGAUUUGUUAGUUGAAAGACCUGACACGAAAAGAGAAAAUUAUCACGUUUUUGCCAGAUUAGUCGGUGAUAUUGACGUAGAUGACGAUGUUGAAAUUGUGUAGACUUAACAUAAGAUUACAUUUUUAGAUAUUUAUGUAUAUUUUAACUUGUCUUUCGUGACUUAAAUUCACGAAUUUAAUUAGUAAUAUGAGUUAGUGAUAACUAUAAAGUUAGAGAUUAGUUUCAAAAAUAUAGAGUCUCUAGAACUAUA
This is a messenger RNA of Xenia sp. Carnegie-2017, 12705 nucleotides long. Its product is annotated as protocadherin Fat 4-like. Gene Ontology annotation, biological process: homophilic cell-cell adhesion. NCBI's taxonomy places the organism in Eukaryota, Metazoa, Cnidaria, Anthozoa, Malacalcyonacea, Xeniidae. The record is from RefSeq and is a predicted model, not a curated record. Gene Ontology annotation, cellular component: plasma membrane. Gene Ontology annotation, molecular function: calcium ion binding.